Molecule: messenger RNA, 4146 nt
Organism: Schistocerca nitens (vagrant locust)
Lineage: Eukaryota; Metazoa; Arthropoda; Insecta; Orthoptera; Acrididae
Product: zinc finger protein 594-like
Exons: 4
Coding region: 373-3513 (1046 amino acids)
Biological process (GO): regulation of transcription by RNA polymerase II
Cellular component (GO): nucleus
Molecular function (GO): protein binding
Source: RefSeq, a predicted model, not a curated record
UACAGUUAUUCAUUUACAGAAAGUUACCAUACUUUUGCCAGCUAUUUUCCCAACUAGUAUCCUAUGGUGAAUCGACAAUCGGAAUCGGACAUAUCACGAGCAAAGUGUGUUAUUUCUUUCCACUAAAAGAUCUGGAUGCAAAUGUUUAUGUUGUGAUUUUUAUAGGUGAGGAAAGUGCUAGCGGCUUUUGUGCCGAGGAGGAGUGGAAUCGGUGAGGUAUACCGAGUGCCCAGGCAAGAGAGUGCAUCCGUAAGAAAUCCAUGCUUGUGCUGAAAGAGUGUCCAAGUGGGACUAGUGAACUCUUCUCUAUUCACAAGGAAGAAGCUGGUAAUGUACUGCUAGAAGGCUCCCAAAGCGAGAAUACCCUUGGAAAUGUGUUCAACAGAUGACAAAUCUGUUCAAAAGCUUGUGGUGACAAAUCAUUGUGGACACAUCAUUAAUACUCUGAAAACAUUUUGCACAGAUGGAAUAUUAACAAAUGUUACUUUUGUGACUGGGACAACCAAAGUUUGUGCUCAUCUUCCUAUAAUCCAGUGCUUCAGUUCACAUAUACUAGACUGCCUCUGUGAUGAAGUAUACUCAGUGUACAUUUCUGAUACAAAAAUCGAUUCUCAUAGCCUGAAGUUAGUGAUUGAUUAUUUUUAUACAGGAGUAGUUGUAGCACCUAAUGAACUUAAAAGUCAGUUUGAUAACAGUGCUAAAUUUUUUGACAUCAAUUUUGUGGCUGCAAGGAAAGAUGUGAAGCAAGAAGGAAUUUACUACACGUUACCCAACUACCCUGAAACAAUACUACAGGAACUGUGGGACUCACGAAUUGAUCCUUCAAAGUGUGAUGUUAUAUUUGUAACAAGUGGUUAUGUUCAGCUGCAGGCUCACUCUUGCAUUUUAGGUGCCUGCAGUCCCUAUUUGCUACACAUUUUUCAAGAACAUCGAAAAGAAAAACAAAAACCAUUUCUAUUUGUACUGCCAAAUGUGACAGAGGAUGACUUACAAAUUGUGCUUGAGUUUUGUUAUAAAGGAUUUGUGGUGAUUAGCAAUGAAAAUUCAAGAUCUGUGUACAAAACAGCAAAGCUUCUAGGUGUCGAAAAUCUUUGUGAAAAACUUUCCUUAGCAUUUCCCUAUGUUUUAGAAGUUAUGCAAAAAGUUGUAAAUUCAAGAGAACAGAGUAGGAUAAGAACAUCAUUUGGGGCAUGUGAGGAGUCUGGUAUUGUAAGAAAUCCCCUGCAGGACUUGUUUUAUUCUCUGUUGCAGUGUGGAAAUUUAGUUGAUGUUUCUAUAUAUGUGGAAAAUUCUAAACUUGAAGCUCACCUCCUUAUUUUAAGCGUUUUUAGCACACUCUUCAGAAAUAUCACAAGCAAACUCAAAGACAAAUUGAGCCAUACAAUUGUGCUGAUUAGUGGCUUAAGAAUCCAACAUAUACAAGCUUUCAUUGAUUAUAUAUAUAGGGGGGAAGCAGAAUUUCCUGGCAGUGUGUCUGAUUUCUGUAAAUUCAUGUCUGAAUGGUUGGAUUUUGAUUUGCUCCCAGUGUGUGAGAAAAACAGCGUAACAACGCAGUACGAUAAUACGGACUCCGACACAGUUAAUGAGACAUCAUCCAGUGAAAACGUCACAAACAUAUACUCAACGGAGAAGACUAUAUUCUCAGAGAAUGAAGAUACUACUGAAGGAAAGGCAUCACCACCUGACACACGGCCUGUUUCAGAAGAAGAAGAAGAAGAAGAAGAUGAUGAUGAUGAAGAAAUCCUGGACAACUUUAAUGAAUAUCAAAACAAUUUGGGGCUGGUGUGUCACAGUUGCAAUGAGACAUUUCCAAAUCGGCAGCAGUUUAGACAGCAUCUGAAAAUUCAUCCUGAUGCUAAAAUGAUAAAAUGUAAAUAUUGUGGCAAAGGCUUUGAAAAACCCAGUCAGAUGAGACUGCACAUUCGGAUUCACACUGGAUCGAAGCCAUUUCAGUGUGACGUGUGUGGUAUGAGGUUUGCUGCAAAAAGUUCACUCACUAAACACAGAAAAACUCAUACAAAAGACAAGUCAGUGUUGUAUGCUUGUGAUGUGUGCAAUAAAUCCUUUAGUCGAAAGGAGUACGUGACAGAACACUUACGAACUCACACUGGCAGUAAACCGUACGAAUGCUCCAUAUGUCAUAAAGCAUUCGUCGGAAGGACAGGUCUCAAUCAUCAUAAAAAAAUCCACACAGACAACAAUUCUAGGAAAAGUACUGUGUGUGAGAUAUGUGGUAAAAACUUUACACGUCACGCACUGUGGACACACAUGAAAUCGCACAAUAAAACUCAUCGUUGUGAACUUUGCGGUAACUUAUUUUCAACUAAAACUGCUUUAAAAAUACAUAUUGCUGGCUCUCACUUAGGUCAUAUGAGCCACCAGUGUGAUAUCUGUGGAAAAGGUUUUAUGCAGAAGAACCACCUGCUACGGCAUAUGGACACACAUAUAAGAGAAGGUCAAGAUGAAGACAAAUUUUCAUGUGACAGCUGUGAAAAGAAGUACAAAACUGAAGAAAAACUGAAUUCUCACAGAAUUCGUGAGCAUUCUAAACCUGGUGAACGCCCCUACUCGUGUAACAUAUGUAACAAGAAGUUUUCAGGUCGCAGCACAGUGAUUUACCAUCGGCGGUCCCACACCGGUGAACAACCACACGAGUGCACCACUUGCGGCAAAACCUUUACUCGCCCUGACGCACUGCGACAGCACACACGUUCCCACACAAAUGAACGGAAGUUUACCUGUUCAGUAUGUAACAAGAAAUGUUCCAGCAGAGAUACGCUAAACAAGCACCUCCAGUCCCACAAGGGCACAGAAGACAAAGGUGAUACCACUAAUGCUGAUAACGUUCCACCUGACGAAUGUGAGAAAGUAUGUUCAUUAGACAGAGACCAGUGUUCACAUUCCACACUGCACACAUCCUCAAGACCCCAUCGCUGCAACAUUUGCCGAAAAUCCUUUCGUUACCGUGACAGUUUAGUUAAGCAUACCCAGAUACACUCGUCAGUUAGCCUGCAGUUACCAGGAGCAAAUGAAUUACCCAGUCUGUUUUCAUUUCAUAUGUGUGAGCAAUCGUACACUCAGGACUGUGAUGAAGAAACUCAGAAAAAUACCAGUUUUUGCACUGUAACUGAAUUGUUAAACCACAAUGAAGCACAAGAAUUAAGUGUCUCUUCAGCAGCCGUAACUGAUAGCAGUCUUGUUUCCGAACUGAAAAAUACUGCUUCAGGAUCAGUAGCAACGCGGAGGCCGUUCAGUAUAACUAUUGAUGGAAAUCUGUGCUGCAAUUCUGAUGUGUUGUUACCUACUGAUGAUAGUAUAGUAGCAUUAGUGCCUGCUCUUUCACAAGAAGUGUCUGAUCCCAUUGCAAAAGACCCACACAAUGACAAAGAUCAAAGCACUGCAAUUACAGAACAAUCUCCUGCAGUUGCAACAACAGACAGUGAUAAUGUACCACAAUCGGAGCCAUGUUUCUCAACAAUACUUUCAAAGUCGUUUGAACUCCAGGCCAUCUGAUGUUUGAUAUACAUUUUCUUCAGGGCAUAAAAAAUGACUGUAGACCUGAAAUUAUUCUUUUUGUAACUUUCUAUAAAAUGUUUUCGGAGUACACUUUUAUGCUCUCAAAUUUUAUUUCACCUGUAAUAAUCUCCCAAAGUGCAUAGUGGCAGUAAUACACAAACUACUCAACAAAGUACAAUACAGCUUUUAACACAUUCUUUAUUAAAAUCAAGGUAUAAAAAGUAACCCUACUUGAGUGUAUCACUGAAAAGAUUGUCUUUUUCUCUUACUCAAUUAAACAGUAUCAGCCAUGUACCAUUUACUGCAAAAAGUUACAACUUCAAAGCAAAGGAGUGCACCGAUGUGUGCAUCUGAAGAGUUGGUAACAUACAAGAAAUGCUCUGGAAGACCAGGUGAGGCACUUCUGGUUAGCUGCCAGCAAGAAAACUGCUCUCAGAGGGCAAGAGCCAACACUGAAAUGCAGACCCACAGACAGUUUUAAUCUGUCACAACAUUUCAUUAACUGUACGCUCACCACUGCAAGGUACCAACUCUCACUGUACAAGUUCCUGUAAUGAGUGUGAGACGCUGGGUAGAAAUCAUCUGAUUGCAUACAUCGUGCACCUACUGACCUGAUGGCAUUUCUGUAAA